Molecule: messenger RNA, 1499 nt
Organism: Morus notabilis
Lineage: Eukaryota; Viridiplantae; Streptophyta; Magnoliopsida; Rosales; Moraceae
Exons: 4
Coding region: 199-1398 (399 amino acids)
Source: RefSeq, a predicted model, not a curated record
UUCAUUUACAUAAGGUCAUAACCUCAUUUUAGAGAGAGAGAGAGAGAAAGAGAACUCAGGAGAGAGAGAGAGAGAGAGAGAGAGCGCAUGUUUCAUCAAAUUUUCCCGGAAAAUCUGGGAGAAACGUCGAUCCAGAUAAAGAGAAAGCAGCCAAACCUAUCAUCAAGUCUUUCUCACGCCCUACGCACUUAGAUCUAGAUGGAAAGAGAGAUUCGGAGUCGAAAUUGCAUAGGGAUUUACAGUGAGCUUUGCUGCCACAACGAUGCGAAUCGCGUAGAUCAGACCAACUGCAAUGGCCGGUAUCCGACGAGUUCGCCGUCUCGUUCUCCUUCUCCAUCUUCUUCCGCGGCGGUGCUUCCGGUUUCGUCGGCGCCGCUGCCUUCUUCGCCUCCGCCCGCCGUCGGUUACAUCGAACAUCCCGUCUCCAAAUUGGACACUCUCGCCGGCGUCGCCAUCAAAUACGGUGUCGAGGUUGCCGACAUAAAAAAGAUGAAUGGUCUCGUCACAGAUCUUCAAAUGUUUGCCCUAAAGUCUAUUCAGAUUCCACUACCUGGGAGGCACCCUCCUUCUCCUUGUCUAUCAAACGGUUCCAGUACACCAGGACCAAGCAGUUCUGGCCGUACCCCACCACAACGGAUGCACCGUGAUCUGUUCGGAUCAUUCCAGUCCCUAAGAGUUAGCAAGUCUCCUCCACAGCAUGUUUCACCAGCCAUGAGCUCUUUACAAGGUUAUUAUGGUCUUAAGCCAACAAAUAGAAACCCUAGCUCUGAAGCUAUUGAAAUGGCAGUCUACAGAAAAGAACUUCCAAAUUAUUUAGACGAUGGCGUAUUUACUGGAAUUUCAGACCCAGCUUUGAGCCAUCAUAGGAAGUCAAAAUGCUUGGUCAACGGAUUUUCAGAGAACGGUGAAAUUACUAAUACUACUACGCCUGUUGUUGAAGCUAGGGAUGGCGAGUCUGACAAGUGGAGCGAGAAACUCAUUAGAAGGCGUCAGAAAUCUGAAGCCGACUUUUCUCGAACCCCUGAAAUGCUGUUGGAAGAUAAUAGUGGUAGUGGUGGUGGGUUUUCGGCAAUAACAGGAAAACACUUGGCUCUUAGGCCCAAAGCGGGCAGCCGAACUGCCAUGGCAACCGAUGUUGAAGCCAGUGGAUUGAAUCAGAUACCAGUUGGACUUGGAGAUUCUUUUGUAACUGAUGGGUUUUCUGGAGUAAGAAAGUCGUCAAGUACACCAAGUUUACAGGAUCCAGACAGUAGUAAUUCUAUAUCGAUCCGAUCAGCAUCUAAGUGGAGUUUGAAACCAGAUAUACAAGGCUUUUCAACUGGAGCCAUUGCCAAACCAAUAUUUGAUGGCUUGCCAAAGCCAAUUACAGGUCGAAGAAGCAAAGCGGCACUUGAUUAAUUAUAAAUUAUUCACAAUUUUUUUUUUCUUUGACGAGCCUUGCAGAACCAGCUCGCUGAGUAAAUAGAAAGAGAAGUGAAAAAGGAAACAACAAAAUUAAA